AUGCAGCGGAGGGUGAGUGUCGGUCGAUUUAUCAAGGAUGUGUCCGCGAGUGCAGAUGUUUUGGGUCUAGAUAAGUCAAUUGAUGAAGAUGUCUAUAAGCAAAAGUACGUUUUCGAGGUCGCUUGGGAAGUAGUCAACAAAGUUGGGGGCAUUUACACCGUGAUUAGAACCAAAGCCGCAACGAGUGUGGAGGAACUUGGUGACAGAUAUGUUCUCAUCGGUCCCCUCAAUGAAGUCUGCAUGCGCACAGAAGUCGAUAUCGUAGAGCCAGCCACGGAACCCCUCAAGCGUGCCCUCCAAAAACUACGUGAACAUGACAUUAAUAUGGUUUUCGGUCGGUGGCUUAUCGAAGGUUAUCCAUAUGUCCUUCUAUUCGAUAUCGGUUCAUCGGCGUGGCGCAUAGAUUCCUGGAAAAAGGAACUUUGGGAUAAUUGCAACAUUGGAAUCCCUGUCCAUGACAGUGAGUGCAAUGAUGCACUUAUUUUCGGUGCACUUGUCGCUUGGUUCUUGAAAGAAUUCAGAGAUGAGUUGGAUGCCGAAACAGAGGGCACAAAACUUCCUAUUUUGGCCCACUUCCAUGAGUGGCUUGCUGGUUGCGGACUGAUCUUCACUCGCACGCGCCACCUUAACGUAGCCACUAUCUUUACGACACAUGCAACACUCCUCGGACGAUAUUUGUGUGCUGCUUCAGUUGAUUUAUACAAUAAUCUGGACAAAUUUGACCUUGACAAGGAAGCCGGAGACCGCAAUAUCUAUCACCGCUAUUGCUUGGAAAGGGCUGCUGUCCACUGCGCCCAUGCUUUCACAACAGUAAGUAAGAUUACCGGCCUGGAGAGCAAAUAUCUCCUUCAACGCGAGCCCGACAUAAUUACGCCAAAUGGCAUUAACGUCAUUAAGUUUGCGGCUCUCCAUGAAUUUCAAAAUCGACACGCUCUCGCGAAGCAGAAAUUGCAUCAGUUUAUUCAGGGCCAUUUUUAUGGACACUACGACUUUGAUUUGGACAAGACAUUAUACUUCUUCAUUGCUGGUAGAUAUGAAUUUCAAAACAAAGGUGCUGAUAUAUUUAUCGAAGCUCUUGCUCGCUUAAAUCACCGUCUACAGGAACAAGGGAGUGACGUCACAGUUGUUGCCUUCCUCAUUUUCCCCGCUGCGACCAAUAGUUUUAACGUAGACUCAUUCAGAGCCCAAGCAAUCGUUAAACAGUUGCGAGAAACCUGCAAUGAUAUCCAAAACGACAUGGGCACAAGACUUUUUGAAGUCUGUCUCCGGGGUCGAAUUCCUACCGGUGCAGAUGUUCUCCAUCAGGUCGGUUAUGAAUGCAUCGCCCAAUUUAUUUUUAAUUGGUUAGGCGCUGAACAUGCAUCCUCUGUGCUUGAGCGUUUCCAAAAUUUUGCUCCUGAUUUAUUGCAGUAG
Molecule: messenger RNA, 1413 nt
Organism: Hydatigera taeniaeformis
Lineage: Eukaryota; Metazoa; Platyhelminthes; Cestoda; Cyclophyllidea; Taeniidae
Source: the annotation of a GenBank genome assembly